Molecule: messenger RNA, 717 nt
Organism: Trypanosoma rangeli
Lineage: Eukaryota; Euglenozoa; Kinetoplastea; Trypanosomatida; Trypanosomatidae
Exons: 1
Coding region: 1-717 (238 amino acids)
Source: RefSeq, a predicted model, not a curated record
AUGUCGCCUUCCAUUGUAAAGGCCAUUGAGACGGUGAAUCGUUACAUCGCCGGACAACAAGGGGAGGUAAGUGCCCCUCGGGAUAGUAAUACAUCUUUGCAUCCACCGCUCAGUGAGGGGUACCAAGACCCACAACGACGAAUACUUCCCGCCUUUCGGGAAACGUGGAGGGGUGGGCCGAAUGUCAUUGCACCAGAUCACGGCUCGUGCUUUGUCUCCGUGGAUUGUCUCUGGCACGACCGAAACCGUAUUUCAGAGGAGGUGAAGGAGGUCGUACAUCAAAAGGGCAACACGUGGGAUGAGGAAAAGUUAGCGUCUAUGUUUACAACCUGCGCUCGAUGCGCUGUGGAUGCCACGCCUGCCUUGGGCAUCAAUUGGCCGAGGGAGCGAGACCUUGAAGGUCUAAUAAAAGACUCCAUUCGGGACAAAGUGAAACUAGGCCGCAGUUGCAGGAUGCAUCAUAUUCAUGGAGCCUUAGGUCUACAAGAGAGCCCAUAUGGCCAUGCUGGUGAAGUUUACGUUGACGCCCAGCAGCGAUUAUCGCUUGCCCGCUCGCGCACUAUAUGCCCCUUAAAAAGACAGGUGCAGCACACGAAAGACAGUCUCUUUGGAAGCAUCGCGUUGCGCCAGUCUGUGCGUGUGCGCUGCAAGGGCGGGGUUCAGCCGGAUGAUCAUUUAUUUGCUACUAUGUACGUUGAAGACGCUCAUGUAAAGUAG